CUAGCCAGAGACCUAUUAAAUCUAGUGCAAGCCUCCAGUCCAUCUGGGAUAGGUCUGUGCUUAGCCAGGAAGGCAGGACUGAGACCCACUGCGCUGUGUUCCUGAGGCUCACCGGUUCCCCACGGGGAAUUAUUCCUGUCACUCAGGCCUCACCAGCCAAUCAGGAUCUCCACAAGACCCGUCAGUCAGAUGGGAGGGUUCUUCCGUUCGCCGGACUUCUGGCUCAGCCCCUCCCACUGCGGAAGUCGGAAGCUACUCGGUUGCGCUGUGCCGUGGGCUUUGCUGUGGAGAGAGCGUGUGAGCUUGACCGCCUGGCCAUCAUGAGCGAGGGGCUGCUGCCCACAGAUGCGGAGGAGGAGUGGCCGGCCAUGGGAUCUCCUCUGAUGCACCUGCAGGAAGCUGUGAGGGAGACCACAGUCAAUGUCUUGAAUGCACUGACCUAUGAAGAUGUACAUAUACAUUUCACUUGGGAUGAGUGGACUUUGCUGGAUCCUUCCCAAAAGAAUCUCUACAAAGAAGUGAUGCUGGAUACAUACAGAAACCUCACUGAUAUAGCCUAUGAUUGGGAAGACAAUAACAUUGAAGAACCUCAUCAGAUUUCUACACAACAUGGAAGGCAUGAAAACAUUCAUACUAAUGAAGAAUCCUCUCAGUAUAUUCAGUGUGACAAAUCCUUUGCAUGCCACGGCUGUCUGCAAAUGCAGAAAAGAACACAUACUGCAGAGGAAACUUUUGAAUAUCCUCAAUGUGAUGAAGUCUUUGCAAAUUGCAGUUAUCUUCAAGUACAUGAAAGAACACAUACUGGAGAGGAGCCUUACAAAUGUAAUCAAUGUGAUGAAGGAUUAGCAAACCACAGUAGUCUUCAACACCAUAAAAGGUCACAUACUGGAGGGAAAACCUACAAAUGGGAUCAAAGUGGGAAAGCCUUUGCAUCUCAUAAUAGUCUUCAAGACCAUAAAAGAACACAUAUUUGCAAGAAGCCCUAUGAAUGUAAUAAAUGUGGUAAAGCCUUUCCAUAUUACAGUCAACUGCAAAGACAUGAAAGAACACAUACUGGAGAGAGACCAUACAAGUGUAAUCAAUGUGAUAAAGCCUUUGCAGUGCACAGGUAUCUUCAACACCAUCAAAGAAUACAUACUGGAGAGAAACCCUACAAAUGUAAUCAAUGUGAUAAAGCCUUUGCAGUGCGCAGUUCUCUGCGAAAACAUAAAAGAACACACAGUGGAGAGAAACCUUAUCAAUGCAGUCAUUGUGGUAAAACCUUUGCACAUUCUGGUUCUCUCCAAGCUCAUGAAAGAACACAUACUGGAGAGAAACCAUACAAAUGUGAUCAAUGUGAUAAAGGUUUUGCACACUCCGUUAGUCUUCAAAAGCAUAAAAGAACACAUACUGGAGAGAAACCCUACAAUUGUAAUCACUGUGAUAAAGCCUUUGCACACCUGGGUAAUCUCCAAGCACAUGAAAGAACACAUACUGGAGAGAGACCAUUCAAGUGUAAUCAAUGUGAUAAAGCCUUUACACAGCACGGUUGUCUUCAAUACCAUCAAAGAACACAUACUGGAGAGAAACCCUACGAAUGUAAUCAAUGUGAUAAAGCCUUUAUACUGCACAGUGCUCUGCGAAUGCAUAAAAGAACACACAGUGGAGAGAAACCUUAUGAAUGCAGUCAGUGUGGUAAAACCUUUGCACAGUCCAGUGCUCUGCGAAUACAUAAAAAAACACACAGUGCAGAGAAACCUUAUGAAUGUAGUCAGUGUGGUAAAACCUUUGUAUAUUGUGGUUCUCUCCGAACUCAUGAAAGAACACAUACUGGAGAGAAACCAUACAAAUGUGAUCAAUGUGAUAAAGAUUUUGCAUACCGCGUUAGUCUUCAAAAGCAUAAAAGAACACAUACUGGAGAGAAACCCUACAAAUUUAAUCAGUGUGAUAAAGCCUUUGCACAACAGAGUCAUCUCCGAGUACAUGAAAGAGUACAUACUGGAGAGAGAGACCAUACAAUUGUAAUCAAUGUGAUAAAGCCUUUAUACAACAGAGUCCUCUGAAUACAUAAAAGACAUGCUGGAUAGAAAUCUUUUGUAUGAAAACAACGUAGUAAAGCCUUUGUAUGUAGCAGUAAUCUUUGAAAUCGUGAGAAAAAACAUACUUCAGAGAAAUCCUGUAAAUGUAGUAAGCAUGGUAUUGUUUUAACUUCAUGGUAGUUUUUAUACAAGAGUAUUACCUGUAGUGUUUAAUCAAUCUGUUAAAAUAUUUGUGUAUAACAAUAAUCUUUGAGGACAUAAAGCAUAGUGAAGGCAAUGUGAAUACCAUGACUUUAGUAAGAUCAUUAGCUAAUGCAAUUACAUUCAGUCAUGCAAGAUUAGUUUUUCGGGACAGAAAAAUCUGAAAAGUGUCAACAGUCUGUUUAGUCAUGAUGAUGUCAUUCUUUGUUUUGUUUGUACCUGAAAACUGAUAUGAACAAAACCAUAUGAAGUUAAAUGACAAGAUAACCUUUUUAGAUUUCUCACUUCACGUCAUUUAAAAGAAAAAACUAAAUUCUAGGUACAAUACAUUAUGGAUGCAUAUUAGUGCCUUUUCUGUUCUGGUGAUGACAAGUAAUGUCUAGGGCAGCUUAUGAAAGAUUUUAAAUUGGCUUAUGAUUGCAUCAGAUACAAGAUCACCUUGAAAGUGUCUUGACAAGUUUCAGACAUGGCAGAAAAAAGUAUGAAGCUUAGAACUCACAUGUCAACGUGCAGCACGAAGUAGAGACUGAGUAAUGGAAAUGUGUGGAUAUAAUCUCUCAAAACCAUCCUCAGUGAUGUAUUUUUUCCAGCAGAAUAGCAUUUCCUAAAUGCCCCCAAAUGAUACCACCUACUGAAGAUUGAUUUCUAUGAUGUCAAGCCUACCUGUUUGGUUCCUGUUCCAUGAUGCAAUUUGUGAUGUGGAAAAUAUUUGCCUUUGGAUGUCUCAACACACACAUUACAGGAAUGAAUGCUUACAUGAGAAAAUCAUGAGUGCAAAUUUGCUUAAUGAGUUGCUCAUUUUUAGUUUUGUGAUUUCAGUGUGUCUUUAUGUAGGUGUAUGACUGUAUAUGCAUGCCUCCUCCCAAGAGCAUGAGACCUCUUGUUGCAGGAACUAGAAGAUGUCAAACACCCGACACUGUUCCUGCGAGUGACUUUGUCUUAAGUGCUUGGCCAUGUGUAGUCCUGUAAAUAGACCCCCUAUACAACAUGUUGAUGUGAGGAUAUCGGAAAGAGUGCAUACAUGAUUUUUUUUAAAAAAGGCUGUUCAUGUAAAUGAUUUGCUAAAGAUAUUAGACAUCAUAGUUGCCUUCAGUUUCAAGGGAAAAAAUCUUGUUUCUUCUCCUUUUCAUCGCAACCUUACAGGAAGUAGUUUAUUUACCAUGUUCACCAAAGUGUAAUGUUGAAGAUAACAAUUGUGGCUGUGGUUUGUAUUUUGAAACAUUUGGAGUAGGCAUUGAAGAUUGUGCUAUUUUUGUGAAAUCCAUUUACUGAAGAUAAUUAGGCAGUUCUUAUAUUUCUCUAUGGCUUCUGUUUAUCGUCUAUUGUAGUUUCACAUGGCUGAUAGGUAUUUCUGUGCUGUAAUGUAUAGAAUGGGACGCCUGUCAUCUAGUGGUCCACUUUUUAUUUAAAUAUCAUGUAUUAUGUGAUCAGACUUUUCAAAUACGUGUGUCUGUGGAAGUGUGUUGUUGUUCAUGGUUUAGUUUUUCAUAUUUUCAUGCAUUUGCCUGAGUUGUUGUUUGUUAUCCAGCCUGCCUGGGAUGUCAGUGAUUGCACAAGGCUCAACUGAACUCCUGAAUCUCUUGUUGGGUAUCCUGAUUACAAAUCCAAGGAUGGAAGACGUACCCAUAAUGUCUGCUUUUUGUCAGAUGUUUUAACAUUAUAUGUUAAAAUACUUAAUAGAAGAGAGCAUCAUCAAAGGCCUCAUGUGUGUCUAAAUCCCCAAUUUCGCCUAUGUGGUAGAAAUGUUAUAAAAUAACAUAAUAGGCAAUCAACUCUAUCUCAUACGAUAGCUUGAUGAGCUAGGGAUAUGUGUAUAUAAUUUUGUAUUUUGUGAUUCUUCAUGUCCCCGUUACUUCUCCGCUUGGUAGUUAAACGUUAAGGAUAAUUUAAUGGCAAUGAAAUUUAUUUUAAAAAAGCAAAACAUUGUAUUGUGUGUAGUCUUGGAUCAAGCUCUGUAUUAAAGGUUGACAAACUCGAUGCCCCUAUUUGAAGGAUUAAACUCAUAUGUCAACACUGCCUGGAAUAACUUGGUUCUUUUAUUAGUGUAAUAAGGAUGCGUGACUGAGCCUGGCUAGUUAGGAUAGUUAGGACACAAGCUCUGAUCCUAACACCUGUAUUAGAAUGGUUCAAUCAAAUAAAGCCCUCCUGCCUUACUGUCUUCCAACUAUGAA
Molecule: messenger RNA, 4390 nt
Organism: Mesocricetus auratus (golden hamster)
Lineage: Eukaryota; Metazoa; Chordata; Mammalia; Rodentia; Cricetidae
Product: zinc finger protein 431-like
Exons: 5
Coding region: 321-2042 (573 amino acids)
Biological process (GO): regulation of DNA-templated transcription
Source: RefSeq, a predicted model, not a curated record